AUGACCGGUCACCAAGUCGUGAUGGCCGACUGGUUCAAGGAGCAACUCGCGUUCCCGUGGUGCUAUAUAGGCCCCUCGGACGCUCGCUUGGACGACUUGCAAUCGACUGUCGCCGCCAAAGACUACUCCAACCUUAAGGUCGGCAUCGCGACCCCGUUUCUCUACCACGACCCAAUUGCGACUAAAGUGCCGUGCUUUGACAUUGCCAACAAACUCCAAACUUUCGUGAACGGCGGGGUGGCUCGAAAUGAUCCAGCACAGGAAGGCGCAGUCCGUUCAUGUCGAAGCCGACGAGUGGACGACGGCGAGCGUCGUGAUAUUUGUCGGGCAGUGGCAAAACUACAAGCGUCUCGGGCUUAUCACACGUACAUCAUUGAGAACGCGUUCGGGAUUCAGUACCCCAUGACCCUAAGUCGCAAGAACGGCAAUCUGUGGGCAAUCGCACACAAUGCAACCUGCAUCGCGGGCAAGACGAGCGCCAUCUUUGCGUUUGGGAACGGGUCGACGUCAAUGUUGAGUCUGCUCUUUCAAAAUGGCACGAUCGAGUCGCCGCUCUACAACACGUAUGAGGCGGUCCUGCGGGAGAUUGGGCCAUUUGGGUCGAUUGACAUGAAGAUUGUGCCGUGUCCAGCCGUGGUGCAGGCCGUCGUGGCCGCAGGUCUUAGACGGACGGCCCUGACUGCGGCGUCGCUGUCGACGGUCUUGGCUGACUGCGCCAACUUAGCUGCGUCUGAGUUUCAAUCCCGCUCAACGUCGUAUGGAGGCAGAGUCUUGUGCACCGAAGUUGUGGCUGGCGCCACCUGGCGAUCUUGA
Molecule: messenger RNA, 813 nt
Organism: Aphanomyces invadans
Lineage: Eukaryota; Oomycota; Saprolegniomycetes; Saprolegniales; Verrucalvaceae
Exons: 3
Coding region: 1-813 (270 amino acids)
Source: RefSeq, a predicted model, not a curated record